This is a messenger RNA of Marmota flaviventris (yellow-bellied marmot), 2302 nucleotides long. It is a transcript of the gene Tnfrsf14, whose product is annotated as TNF receptor superfamily member 14. NCBI's taxonomy places the organism in Eukaryota, Metazoa, Chordata, Mammalia, Rodentia, Sciuridae. The record is from RefSeq and is a predicted model, not a curated record. Gene Ontology annotation, molecular function: protein binding. Gene Ontology annotation, biological process: negative regulation of alpha-beta T cell proliferation; positive regulation of cytokine production involved in immune response; positive regulation of peptidyl-tyrosine phosphorylation. Gene Ontology annotation, cellular component: external side of plasma membrane.
AGUGGCCUGUUGGAGGGAGCACACUCACAGCACUAGGCCAGCAGCAGGAAAUCCUCAAGCUCAUGUCACUGUCACCGCAAGUCGCUGGGAGCUACGGUGGGCCUGGAAAGAUGUUGGGGGUUAUGAGGAAGGCCGCGAGUCCUAGCCCUGAGCCUAGUCCUGCGGGUGGGGCUCCGGGGCCUGAGGAGCCCUGACCAGGGACAUGGAGCCUCUGCCAGGCUGGGGGCUUCCCUGGUGGCGCCAGGAGCCUACAGCCAAUGCCCUGAAGCUGGCCCUGUGUCUCCUCCUCCUCCUGGGAUCCCCCCCUCCGUGUGCCCUUGCCCAGUUCCUGUGCAGAGAGGAGGAGUACCCUGUGGGCACCGAAUGCUGCCCCAAGUGCAGCCCAGGUUACCACGUGAAGCAAGCCUGCAGUGAGCUGUCAGGCACAGUGUGCAUACCCUGCCCCCCCGAGACCCACACCGCCCACCCCAACGGCCUGAGCCAGUGUCUGCCUUGCCGAGUCUGUGACCCAGCCUUGGGCUUGGACACCAGGCAGAAGUGCUCCAGCAUGCAGGACACGGUGUGCGGCUGUCGCCAAGGCUACUUCUGCGAGGCCGAGGACAGGGAGCACUGCAUCAUGUGCUUGCCCCACACCAUCUGCCACCCUGGCCAGAGGGUACAGAGGAGAGGUACAGAUAGCCAGGACACAGUGUGUGCCAACUGCCCACUGGGGACCUUCUCUCCCAACGGGACCCUGGACCAAUGUCUUCCCUGGACCACGUGCAGGGGACUUUUUGCCAUGGAAGCCGAGCCGGGGACCAGCAGCAGGGACGUCUCCUGCUCCCUGUCCCGGUGGUUCUAUGUCUUUGUGUCCGUCCUCCCCCUCUCCGUGGUGAUCGUCCUGAUGGUGUGGGUGAGGAGAAAAAGACCAUGUGGCUCUGAGCGCAGUGAGACGGUUGUGCUGCAGCGGCAAGUAGAGGAGGAAGCCGGUGAGUCUGCAGUCACCCAGGCUCCAAAAGUCACCACGGUGGCGGAGGAGGAGACAGCACCCGUGUUGAGGGCAGUGGGCCCCCAUCGAUGAGCCACAGGGUUGGGAACCAGGUGACUCAACCUACCGGAAGCAGACGCAUACCUGGCCUGAGUGCGGCACCUGCCCUCGGCUAGGUCCAGCUGCAGCAGCAGGAAAGACAGGGCUCUGGCUCAGGGCACUCAGGGAUGUCACAGCUGUCCCCAUCCGUCAAAGGGGGUCCAGAGCCCCCCCAGCAGCCCUGGUGCAGCUUCCUGCAGAGGCCCAGCACCAUGAGGACACAGCGAGGCUGCCUCUGGCUCCAGCCCUCCCAGCCAGCCCUCCCGAACCUCAGGCUGCUCAUUUGGAGGGUGUGUCUGUGGACGCUACCUCACGGGGCUGGGACUGCCAGGAGUGUGGCAUUAGGUGACUAUUCCAGUUUGGGAUGAUUUUGUAAGUGGUUUCUGUCCUCUCGCUUUUGUCAUAAAGUACAUAUUCUGGUUAGAUGCCGAGCCACUGGGUGCAUCUCGCUGACCACUGGACUCCCCUGCCGCACGCAGUGGCAGCAGCACCUCGUCACGGCAGCACAGUGCCACUGUCCCAGCAUCCUGCUCUUCCCUCAGGGAGUGGCAGGAGGGAUGGCAGGGUGUCUCUUCCCCUCUGCACUGACACUGCUCACCUGCCCCUUGACAUACAGUCUCUAGUUCUGCCCCCCAGGGCUCAAGUCCGUGGCUCGCCUCACACCAUUCCUUUGCCGCAUCCCCACCCCUCAGUGAGAACGUCCCUAAGUUCCUGUCCAGCAGCGUGCUCGGGCUUUUCUUGCUCUUUCCCUGCCUGGGUCCUGGAUCAGUCACGUCUCCAAAGAGCCCUGGUUGCUUCCUGAAGAACGGAGUGUCAGACCAACCCCAGGAGCCACAGUGACGGGCCAGCCAGCUACCAGGGUGUCAGGGGGACAGACCUAGGAUCACUCCCCUGCACGUGUGUGGCAGAUACUGAUGUGUGCAUGCAGACUCGCCACCAGGAGCCAGGUGUGCGGGUGUGUGCGUGUGGGUGCACUGAGAGGUGUAAGCCGAGGUCCACACGGGUCUCUGGCUCUGCUUGCUGUUAGGGUCUGUAAACAAGCCAAGAUGGCACCUGGCAUUUUGCCAGGGGGAGUGCUUUGUGAAGUAACGCCAGCGAGCCAUGAAGCGUGGAGAUUCCUGAUUGGCUGACUGCUGUAUCUAGUUCAUGUUAAUUAAGAUCAGCUGUGUGGAAUGUCUAUCUACCCCUCCUGUCCUACAAUAAAUGGCUCCCACUCCUGCUGAAUCAUGUACACAA